Fraxinus pennsylvanica is the source of this 1953-nucleotide messenger RNA. NCBI's taxonomy places the organism in Eukaryota, Viridiplantae, Streptophyta, Magnoliopsida, Lamiales, Oleaceae. The record is from the annotation of a GenBank genome assembly.
AUGGAGAUAGAGAUGAGUCAUCCUGGUUCGAGUAGUAAUGGAGGUGGAGACGUGGAGAAGGGCGGUGGCGGAGUGGUGGCUGGUGCAGCAUAUUUGGCAUGGGAGGAUUUAACGGUGGUGCUGCCAAAUUUUGGGAAUGGACCAACAAAAAGGUUGCUUAAUGAGAUAACUGGUUAUGCUCUUCCUGGAAGAAUCAUGGCUGUUAUGGGUCCUUCUGGCUCUGGCAAGUCCACACUUCUUGAUUCCUUAGCAGGUAGACUCUCAGGAAAUGUUAUCAUGACUGGCAAUGUUCUUCUAAAUGGAAGGAAAAAGAGGCUCAACUAUGGUGGUGUUGCUUAUGUAACUCAAGAAGAUGUAUUCUUGGGGACACUCACAGUUAGAGAGACCAUCACAUACUCAGCACAAUUGAGGCUUCCAAGCAACAUAACUAAAGAUGAAGCAAAUGAAAUCAUAGAAAACACAAUAAUUGAAAUGGGACUUCAAGAAUGUGCUGAUCAGAUUAUAGGAAACUGGCAUGUUCGAGGCAUAAGUGGCGGGGAGAAGAAGAGGCUAAGCAUAGCAGUCGAGAUUCUUACACAACCCAGGAUUCUGUUCCUGGACGAACCCACGAGUGGCCUUGACAGCGCCUCGUCCUUUUUUGUCGUUCAAGCUCUCAAGAACGUUGCAUGUAGUGGUCGAACAAUUGUGGCUUCCAUUCACCAACCGAGUAGUGAAGUCUUUGCUCUCUUUGAUGAUCUUUUAUUGCUAUCCUGUGGAGAAAAAAUUUACUUUGGAGAAGCAAAAAUGGCAAUAGAGGGUUUUAAGAAUUUUUCUGGUCCUUCCAUUAAUUUAACAACAGAAGAAAUUCGAGCAAGGCUUCUUCAGAAAUACAAAUGCUCAAACUAUGCAGCUCGAGCUCGAUCUAGAAUUCAAGAAAUCUCAACUUAUACUGAAGGAUUUGAAAUUGAAAAGACUAGAGGGAGCCAAGCAACAAGGUGGAAGCAACUUUCAACAUUGACAAUGAGAUCUUUCACAAACAUGUCUAGAGAUUUUGGAUAUUACUGGCUAAGAAUCAUAGUAUACAUUGUAGUAUCAAUCUGUGUUGGUUCGGUCUUUCAUGAUGUUGGAACUGAUUAUCACUCGAUUCUAGCAAGAGGCGCAUGCGGUGGAUUCAUAUCAGGUUUUAUGACAUUUAUGUCCAUCGGAGGGUUCCCAUCAUUCAUCGAAGAAAUGAAGAUUUUUUCCAAAGAAAGGCUCAACGGGCAUUAUGGCGUUGGGCUGUUUACUCUUUCGAACUUCAUAUCUUCAUUUCCAUUCUUGGUUAUGAUGUCGUUUAGUUCAGCAUCUAUCACUUAUUUCAUUGUGAAGUUUCAUCCUGGCCUAUCGCACUUUAUGUUCGCCACCCUCGACCUUUUAAUCUCCAUAGCCGUGGUCGAGAGCUCCAUGUUGGUUGUGGCUUCGGUUGUUCCUAAUUUCUUGAUGGGGGUCGUAAUCGGGGCAGGUUUCAUCGGUAUAAUGAUGGCUACAUCCGGUUUUUUCCGACUCCCCAAUGAUCUUCCGAAGCCAUUUUGGAGAUAUCCAAUUUCAUACAUCAAUUACAUGGCCUGGGCUUUACAGGGUGCAUACAAAAACGACAUGAUCGGGAUCGAGUUUGAACCAAUGGAGGUAGGAGGACCAAAACUGAAAGGAGAAUAUAUCCUCACUUCCAUGAUAGGCAUGUCACUAAAACACUCCAAAUGGUGGGACUUAGCUGUGGUUACAGCCAUUCUUUUAGCCAACAGAUUUCUAUUCUUUGCCAUUCUCAAGUUGAAGGAGAAAGCUGUGCCGAAACUACGAACAAUUUAUGCAAAGAGAACUCUACACCAUCUAAAUAAGAGGCCUUCUUUCAGAAAGACACCUCCUUUCCAUUCAAAGAGGGAACACAUUGUUCAUUCUUUAUCUUCUCAAGAGGGUCUCAACUCUCCUUUACAUUGA